AUGCAGGAUCGCCAUGAGCGUAUCCUCGAAGAAUUACUCAAAAAGGCAGGAAAUGAGCGAUGUGCAGAUUGCCAAUCAAGAAAUCCACGCUGGGCAUCGUAUUCUCUUAAAGUAUUCCUUUGUAUAAGGUGUGCAAGCCUUCACCGAAAAAUGGGCACACAUAUAUCAAAGGUUAAAUCCGUCACUAUGGACCAGUGGUCAUUAGAACAAAUUCAGGUCAAUACAGUAACACUAUAUAAAGAAUAA
Molecule: messenger RNA, 246 nt
Organism: Phycomyces blakesleeanus NRRL 1555(-)
Lineage: Eukaryota; Fungi; Mucoromycota; Mucoromycetes; Mucorales; Phycomycetaceae
Exons: 2
Coding region: 1-246 (81 amino acids)
Biological process (GO): endoplasmic reticulum to Golgi vesicle-mediated transport; intra-Golgi vesicle-mediated transport; endocytosis
Cellular component (GO): Golgi apparatus
Molecular function (GO): GTPase activator activity
Source: RefSeq, a predicted model, not a curated record